Messenger RNA from Biomphalaria glabrata, 3348 nucleotides. Its product is annotated as eukaryotic translation initiation factor 2-alpha kinase 1-like. The transcript has 17 exons. Gene Ontology annotation, biological process: protein phosphorylation. The record is from RefSeq and is a predicted model, not a curated record. The coding region runs from base 498 to 3050 and encodes 850 amino acids. Lineage: Eukaryota; Metazoa; Mollusca; Gastropoda; Planorbidae. Gene Ontology annotation, molecular function: ATP binding; protein kinase activity.
CUACUGUUAGUGUUAGUCACGGACACUGUUACUAGUGUUAGUGUUAGAGUGUUACUUACUAAAGUUACUGACUAUUACUGUUAGUCACAGUUAGUGUUACUUGCCUAGAAUAGAUUGGCUAGAUGCAGAUCUAGAAAAAAAACUAGAUCUAGACAUUCUAGAUUCCAGAAUUGUGUAGAAAAUAAGAAUCUAAAAUAAUCAUUGAUAUAGAUUUUAAAGAAUCUAUUAAUCUAGAGUAGUAAACUAGAGUAGAGUAGAAUCUACUCUAAAUCAAGAUCUAGACCUCUAGUACUUACCAAGUCAUAGAUUAGAUCUAUAAUAAUAUAUUUCUAUCUAGUCAUUUCCAUCUAAUGAACAGGUUUGGCCCUGUCGCAGCAAUUUUUACAUUUGAAUUUCUAUAGUUCCCUACCUAAUGUUGACAUCUCAAACCCUGAUUAGGUUGUUUAGACAUUUAAGUUAACAUCUCAAACUGUGCUUAGGUUGAAAUUUACAAAAGCAUGACCAACCCAGCAAUGAAAGUAAAAAGUGACACUCUGGUGAUGACAAUGAGGUCAGACCAGCGUGCCAAUCAAGCGCAACUGAAAGCUCAAAGAGCUAUGAAAACAUUGGAAGACUCAAAGAGACACAAGGAGUACAAGCCUAAACAGAAGGAAAUGUUUUUUGUAGAUAACAAACUUCAACACCUGAUAAAAGAAAAGAAAGGGGAUACCAAUGACUUAGAAAAUAAGGAAGAUGCAAAGAUGUUAGCUUUGGCAUCCAGCACCAGCAUUCACCCUCAUCUUCUAAUGGCAUCUUUACUAGAACAGCUCUGUUUCAUGUAUGCUAAGGAAAAGUCAAAAGCUAGCCAAUUGUUUAAAAUUCUGUGCAAUCGACUCAUCAAGUUAAACAUCAUAGCUCCACUCAGCCAUCUGGAUGAAAUGAGCAGCUUGCGCUUCCAACAAAGGGCUAUGUUUGACAAAAUCAUGAGAACUGCCAUCCAGUCUCUAAAUAAGAGUAAAUCACUACUAGCUUUACCAUCAGUGGAGCCUUAUCUCAAUUUAAGCCUUGAGGAGGAUGUCAUUUCCCAGCAAACAUCACGUUACAGAUUUGAGUUUGAAGAACUAUGUCUUUUAGGAAAAGGAGGUUUUGGUUCUGUCUAUAAAGCGAGGAACUAUCUAGAUGGUUGUGAGUAUGCUGUUAAAAAAAUAAAAUUCAAGCAUAAAAAUACAGAAACACUUUUAAAGCUGCUUAGAGAAGUAAAAGCUUUGGCCAAUCUUCACCAUUCAAAUAUAGUUGGUUAUAAUGCAGCUUGGAUGGAGUAUGAUAACCCAUACAUGGCUAGCACAGGAAAAUCACUCCCAUCUAGCCCACAGAAACAAGAGUACACAAGUGCUACUGAAAGUAAAAACAACAGCACAAGUUACAGUAUAGCAUUUGUCUCGGAUGGGGAAGAAAACACUCAAGAAACUCCUGCACAUUAUCCAGAAUUAGAUGGCAAUGGUCUUGCAAUGAAAGCCAAAUUAUUUAGCAGUAUUAUGGUUAAAGAUUCCCUAUCACCAUCCAAGCCAACAAGUCUAAGACAGAAUGCUGACAUUUUGUUAGCAAGUUCUACAAUGGUUCACAGAGAACAGUCUCAGAUCUCUAGCUUAAAGAUGUACAAUAAAGAUGAGGAGGUUCAAUCUAUUAACUUCUCAGAAAACAACUGCAAGUCACAGAGUCAAAGUGAGGCCCUUGUUGCCCUUGAGAGCCACGCUGAGAUGAAUGACCAUGUGACAUCUGCCCACAGUGCUCAUUCUUAUUAUGAAAUCAACUUUGUCAAAACAGAAUCCGUGACUCAUUCUGGGGACUUAUUGGAUACUAGAAAACUUUCUUCUGAUCACAGUGUGCAUUUAAAUCAAUCUCGUUUGGUACAUACAUCAUUAAUCUCUAAAGGAUUAACUUUAACACAUGAUUACGAAAAAACGUUUAAAGAGGAUCAUCUUUCAUUUCCUCACAUGGAUACAAUCUCUCGGCCCAGUAAAAAAGUUGCAGAGGAAAAUUCUGUUUCAUUUCAAACUGGUGACAAUGGUUUGGGAGACAAAAAUUCAUUGGCUGUUGUUGAAGAAAGUAGUGACUGGCUUGAUUCAAUAAGCCAUCCUGUUAUUGGGAUAAAAAAAGAAAUGAUUCCUGAUAAAUUGCACUGGGCAUAUAAUAAGAAAACCAGCUAUGCUUAUGAAACUGAAGAUAUUAUAGACAAACAAAAAGUAUAUGACUUUCAGAGCUCAAUAACACUGUACAUUCAGAUGGAACUCUGCUCUAUCACAUUGCAAGAGUGGUUGCUAAACAGGAACACAAAACUUCAAGCUAUUGAGGAUGAAAGUCUACGUGUUGACAACAUGAGAAUAUUUCACCAGGUUCUGAUGGCAGUCAACUUUAUCCAUUCUCAAGGACUGAUACACAGAGACCUUAAGCCCAGGAAUAUAUUUUUAUCUGGCAAAGAGCUUCACGUCAAAAUUGGAGACUUUGGUUUGGCCAAAGAAGAUGUGUUCAGUCAUGGUAGAGAAGAAAUUAUUUUAAAACCAACUCCCACAGAUGAUGACACCAUUUUGUACCUUGACACCCACACAACUGGAGUUGGGACAUCAUCUUAUGCAUCACCAGAACAACUCAAAGGUUCACACUAUGAUAUCAAGAGUGACAUGUACAGCCUGGGUGUGAUUCUGUUUGAAAUGUUCAAUGUGUUCACCACAGAGAUGGAGAGGCUGAAAGAGAUUGAAAAGUUGAGGAAGAAAGGGAAAUGUAGUAAACAGUUUGUUCAGAAAUGGACACUUCAGGCAGAUGCUAUUAAAGCUUUAGUCAGUACAAAUCCAACAGAAAGACCAUCAGCACAAGAGUUGUUAAACAGUUCAUUAUUUCUGUCCAGAGAGCAGCAAAUUGAAAGGUUGCAAGAAGUGAUACAGCAGCAACAAAAAGAACUAGAGAACUAUAAACUGGUCCUUAAAGAAAAAGAUAAAGCCAUUAAAGAAAGGGACAUGAAAAUCAAAGAGAAAGAUAAACUUUUAUUUCAGAUAAGCAAGAAACAUAUUGUGUAGAAGUGGGCAGUUGGCUCUGUAAAAUAUAUGUUUCCCUACCCCAACCAAAGAAGAAGAAAAAAAGAAGUUGAAUCUGUUGCAAUGGAAAAGUGGCCUUCCAGCCACAGCCUUCAAAUCAUUGGAUGAUUAUCCAGCCAUUCACUAAUUUAUUCUAUUAAUUUAUUGAACCAAUCAUGAUAGAUCUAUUUAUUUAAUUUAUGUGUGUAUAGUUUGAUAUAUGAUAGUUUUAAUAUUUCCAAUGUCUUGACCUGAUUUUGUUGACAUAAAUACAAACAUUACUUUGUCAUGCUAAUCAAAA